UGUACCUGUAAACUUCUUGACGUGGCUAUCCACAACGCAGCUUCCCACCCGUGGAACUUCCUGUAAAAAAGUUGUAUAAAAUCACAGUAUUGUAUCUAGUUUUUAUUAUUUGCGUGGUUUAGUACUUUUCAAACCAAAUAGGAACGAUGGGAUUGACAAUUUCCUCAGUUUUCCAGAAAUUUUUCGGAAAGAAGCCCGUGAGAAUUCUAAUGGUUGGACUUGAUGCUGCUGGAAAAACAACCAUACUCUACAAAUUAAAGCUUGGAGAAGUUGUUACAACCAUUCCAACAAUAGGAUUCAAUGUUGAAACAGUAGAGUACAAAAACAUCAGUUUUACAGUUUGGGAUGUCGGGGGUCAGGACAAAAUUCGACCUCUUUGGAGACAUUAUUUUCAAAAUACACAAGGGCUGAUUUUUGUUGUGGAUAGCAAUGACAGAGAAAGAAUACAAGAAGCUGCAGAUGAGCUUGAUAAAAUGAUGAAGGAAGAAGAACUUCAGAACUCAGUAUUGUUGGUUUUUGCAAACAAACAGGAUCUACCAAAUGCUUUGUCGGUGUCAGAGUUAACAGACAAGCUAGAACUACACAAAUUCAAAGCCAGGCCGUGGUAUGUCCAAGCAUCAUGUGCAGCACAGGGAACCGGAUUAUACGAAGGACUUGACUGGUUAUCAGAAGAACUCUCUAAAUUAUCGUGAAGAAAUAUAUAUAGCCCCAGGUAUUAGUAAGAGAUAGACUAGAAUAUUAAUCUGAUGGUUUCUUCUUUUGAAUACAAAAAAACCAUUUUCAAUCUUGUUACAGCUGGGAUAACAAGGUUCCCAUUUGUACUUAUAAUAGUAAAUUAAAAACCAUUUCAAAGUAACUAAGACACAAUGGUAGUACAUGUUAAGAAAAUACAUCAAAACAUCAGGGGUGUUGUUGUCAGUGCUUCUUUAGAUUGGUUCUCAUUGAUAGGAAGAUAUUGAGCUCAUUGCAUUUCUGACAAUUUUAUUUAUUCUGUUUUGUGUCAUGAAAGAAUAAAAGAGGCUCAAUUCUGUGGAGCUUGUAUUUGGCAAUUGCAUGUCAACUUUAAAUUCCCAAUCAUCCAGUUUGCUGUUUUGCCAUUUUUUGAUACCCCUUCAGUAAAACAAUUUCUAAUUGCUCUGUCAACCUCUCUCACUUGUCACUUUCAGCCAUUAUUGUCAUUUUUGUUUAUAUAUUUUAAACAUGUCAGGGGAAUACACACGUCUGAAUACACAUGUAUAGGUGAAUAGUUGAGCUUGCCUUGAGUAGAUGAACCUUGCAAAGAAAUAAUGUGUUAACUACUAAAUUUUGUUUGAGUCACAUUUUGAUAAAGGUUAUGUAUUGUUAGUUGUCAUAAAGAACUUGUGGUAACCUUCAUUGAUUGUCAUAUUAUAGUUUCCAUAUGUUAUUCCUUCAAAUUUGAGCACAAGAAUUUCAGUUUUUUUCAUCA
Rhopilema esculentum is the source of this 1447-nucleotide messenger RNA. RefSeq names its product ADP-ribosylation factor 4. Gene Ontology annotation, molecular function: GTP binding; GTPase activity. Lineage: Eukaryota; Metazoa; Cnidaria; Scyphozoa; Rhizostomeae; Rhizostomatidae. The record is from RefSeq and is a predicted model, not a curated record.